AUGGCUUUCAAGGUACUCCUCUGCAUGGUUCUGCUGGCGAUCGCCGUCCAGGCCAAGCCUGGCGGUCCUGCCGCCUACUCGAUCAGUGCCCCCAGCGUGGACCAUGCCUCCGUGGGCAGCACACAGGAGCACACGGUGAAGGGUCACUACGGCCAGUCCUCGCAGUCGGACUACGCCAGCCAAGUGCAGACGGCACACUCGCAGUCGCACGUCCAGCGCUCGAGCAUCAGCAAUGAUGCCGGUCUGGCGCCCGUUGCCGCUCACGGCUAUGCAGCUGCUCCGGCUCAUGCCAUCGCUGCUGCGCCAGCCUACUCCCUGGGACUGGGCCACACGGCUCCCGCCGCCCAGAUCCAGGUGCAGGGCUUGGCCUACGCCAGCCAUGCCCCCGCCCCGGUUUAUAGCGGACACUAUGCGGCCACGGCACCGGCUCUUCAGAUCUCCGGACUGGGACACAGCGUGGGACACCUGGGCGGCCUGGGACACCUGGGACUGGGCGGCUAUGGCGGCUACGGAGGUUACGGAGGCUAUCUCCAUGGUGGCUAUAGCUCCUACGCUGCCGCUCCUGCCCAGCUCUCGCACGGAUAUCAAAUUGCAGCUCCUGCUCCCGUUGUGAAGUACACCGCCGCUCCGUCCUACGCUCCUGGAAUCAUUGGACACGGCAUCGGGCUGGCCGCCCCCGCUUAUGCUGCUCCCGCCUACGCCGCCCCCGCCUAUGCCACGCACCUGGCCGCUCCCGUGGUGAAGGCCGCCGUUGCCGCACCCGCACUGGUACACACAUCGGUCUCCGGCCAUGGCAUUCACUAUGGCUACUAG
Molecule: messenger RNA, 813 nt
Organism: Drosophila kikkawai
Lineage: Eukaryota; Metazoa; Arthropoda; Insecta; Diptera; Drosophilidae
Product: cuticle protein 76
Source: RefSeq, a predicted model, not a curated record